Rhizoctonia solani is the source of this 429-nucleotide messenger RNA. Its product is annotated as GMC oxidoreductase. Lineage: Eukaryota; Fungi; Basidiomycota; Agaricomycetes; Cantharellales; Ceratobasidiaceae. The record is from RefSeq and is a predicted model, not a curated record. The coding region runs from base 1 to 429 and encodes 142 amino acids. The transcript has 3 exons.
AUGCCGCAUCCCCCUCAGUUCACGACCUCGAUCAAGGGAACUACUACGCAAACGGGGGACGCCUUGCUUCACGAUAUGCCUGAGUCCAACUCUGUACCCGGAUACGGGAUAUACCGUAUUGCUCUUGUUGACCUAGUCAAUCCUGCAUGCGGGAAGCACGAGCUAUCGAGAAAGGAUGAUAACGCAUUAGCUGCAUCUGAGCUAUCGAGCCUCUCGGACAGCCCAGUGAAUAAGUGGAUCGUUUAUCCUGUAUCUGCUUCUGAACAAGGUAUCGGCGAUUUUAGAAUCUCGAGCAUUGAUGGCAAACAUGUUUUGUCAUGGAAGGAGGAAGAUCUUAGCCUGGUACCAUCGGGGUCUUCACGCACAACUUGGAACAUAGAAGCUGCAAAGGGAAAAAAUGGGGGCGAAAUUUGGCAUUAUUUGAAGUAA